Messenger RNA from Ectocarpus siliculosus, 945 nucleotides. Lineage: Eukaryota; Phaeophyceae; Ectocarpales; Ectocarpaceae. The record is from the annotation of a GenBank genome assembly.
AUGAUGGGCGUGCCGCCGCACAUGAACGUCGGCCCCGGGAGCAUGGGCGGGGCGGGGGGGGCGCCGAGGGAAGGCGGAGGCGCCGGGGGAGCGGGGGGCGGGGGCGGCCAAGGCUCGAGCAAGAGGCCCAGGGUCUCCAGCGCCAGCGGGAACGGCAACAUGCCGGGCGGGAGCGGGGCUGACGGCGGCGGGAGCAGCCCGGCCGGAUCGGCGGCCGUCGGGAACGGGAACAGCAACGGCGGCAGCGGCGGCGGGGGGGGAUCGUCAACCAGGGGCGGCGGCGGCGGCGGGGGGCGCUCCGGCACGCCCUCCCAGCAGAUGGAAGAGGCCCCCCCGAUGCCCCCGGCGCUGAACACCGGGAUGAGCCAGAUGAUCGUGACGCGGCCGGGCACCGGCGGGGAGGGGGCCCCGCGGAGGGGACUCGGUGACCGGGGCCCGAGCUUCGGUUUCGGCGCGAUGCCUAGCUUUGCGGAGGCGGGCGGGCCGGGGGGGGGAGUGCCCGGCGGGGCGGCGCCGUCGGCGGUUCGGCUGGCUCACGAGCGGUCGCUACCGACAGGGGUGACUGACCCCGCGGAGGUGAGCGUGUACUUCAUCUUGGCGAAGGGAUACCUGUCUCACGAGCUGGGCAUGCUCGGGUUCCCCGCCUACGACCGCAGCCAACUCCUCCUCGGCUUUUACAAGGAGGUGCAGAGCACAGCCGGCCAGACUCAGGUGGUGUUCAUACCGGCUCAACGCAUCCCCAACUUAGACGACAGGGAUACCGCAGCCACGACCGAGAUCCUCCGCGAAGAGAUGAGGAAGGGUAGCCAGUCAAUCAUCAGCUACGAGAACUGUAACGGCUCUCUGCCGAAGAUGCGGGAAGACGCAUUCAUGUACUACUGGAGCAAGAGCAUGAUCAUCGACAUGGAGUCUAACGAGGCGCCGGAGCAGCAGGGAUCUGUCUGA